This is a messenger RNA of Doryrhamphus excisus (bluestripe pipefish), 1009 nucleotides long. It is a transcript of the gene cunh8orf33, whose product is annotated as chromosome unknown C8orf33 homolog. The record is from RefSeq and is a predicted model, not a curated record. NCBI's taxonomy places the organism in Eukaryota, Metazoa, Chordata, Actinopteri, Syngnathiformes, Syngnathidae.
UUGCCAUCGACGCGAAUCGGAAAUGUUUAUAAAAUACGUUGUUUCGAAGAAAACUUGUCUUUAGAAUACUUUAUUUGUUUGUACGAGCCUUAUUCUAGCUGGGAUUGUAAUUAUUCAUUAUGAGCGAGUAAGGUCUGCUAUUCUGAGAUAGUUUUACCUAACCAAGAAGCUGCCAAGCCACCUCGGACUUACAGCAACGAUAACUUCAGAUUUUUUCCCUGAGGACUUGCAAACCCAACAAGAAGCAUCAUCAGUUUGUCCAUUACCCAAUACAGGACACAAGCUCACCCCCCCCGGAUGCACCUAUAGACAUGGCAGCAGAGACUCCAGGCCCUCAAAAUGAAAAUUGUACCACAGAGGCCGGAGCUAGCUCAUCCCUUGAGCAGCCUCCACAGUCAAAAGCAAAGAAAUUUGGAAAGAAAAAGUCCACCACCGCCAGUUCAGAGACACCCAGACAAACAAGUGCAACUGCAGAGAGUCAAGCAGGCGAAAACACAGGGAGGAGUACUGAAGAAGAGUUUAAAAGACAGCUGGAUUGGUGUAUUGAGCAGCUGGAACUGGGAAUGAAAUCGCACAAAGCCACUCCAAGGCAGAGGGAGGAUGCAUCUCAUGGUCUUAAGACAUUAUGCAGCUCCAAAGCUCCUCUGGUCAAGAAGAGGCAAGUGAUGAGAGCCAUGACUGGAGAUUACAGGAAAAAAAUGGAAGAGGAAAAGCACAAGCAAUUCAAACUAAUCAAAAGCGAAGUUGCACUAGCUCAGGUCAAAGUAAAGUCAGGGUCACCCAGAAAAUCGGUUUUCCAUCGGAGAGCUGAAGGUAAACAGGAGGAAAACCGGCAUCAAAGUGAAGCUCAAGAAUCAAACCCAAAGGCUCCUCAAGAAGGCUUUGUGUUCACUGCAUCAAAAGGGGAGUUUCGUUUCAAUUUUCUGUGAUUGCAAAUUUCAGGAGAAACUUGGUUUCACGUUUGAAACAAUUGGCUGUCUUUUAGCGAAAUAAAAGUGAAAAUAUAUAA